Messenger RNA from Dermochelys coriacea (leatherback sea turtle), 2848 nucleotides. It is a transcript of the gene RAB2A, whose product is annotated as RAB2A, member RAS oncogene family. The coding region runs from base 297 to 968 and encodes 223 amino acids. The transcript has 8 exons. Gene Ontology annotation, molecular function: GTP binding; GTPase activity. The record is from RefSeq and is a predicted model, not a curated record. Gene Ontology annotation, cellular component: Golgi apparatus. Lineage: Eukaryota; Metazoa; Chordata; Testudines; Dermochelyidae.
GGGGCGGGGCGGGGAAGGAGGUCGCCGAUGCGUGACGUUGCUGAAGGGUUCGGGCUGCCGCCGCCGCUGCCUGUUAUUGUUCCUGCUCUUGCGGGCGGCCGUCUCCGGACGCUGAGCGGCGCGAGGGGGGGGGGGAGGCGCACGGAGCGCUUGAGCAGAGGGGAGCGGGCUCCGUUCGGUGCCUGUUAACGGUUCCGAACUCUCCGCUGCGCGAGCCCUGACAGCGCGGGUGGGGGGAGAGUGCGCGUCAGCGAGGAGCGAGCGAGAGACCGAGAGGCGGCGGGGAUUGGGCGGCCAUGGCCUACGCGUAUCUCUUCAAAUAUAUCAUCAUUGGGGACACGGGUGUUGGGAAAUCAUGUUUAUUGUUACAGUUUACAGACAAGAGGUUUCAACCAGUGCAUGACCUUACUAUUGGUGUAGAAUUUGGUGCUCGAAUGAUAACAAUUGAUGGAAAACAGAUAAAACUUCAGAUAUGGGAUACGGCAGGGCAAGAGUCCUUCCGUUCCAUCACAAGGUCAUACUACAGAGGGGCAGCAGGGGCUUUACUAGUAUAUGACAUUACAAGGAGAGACACUUUCAAUCACUUGACAACCUGGUUAGAAGACGCUCGCCAGCAUUCCAAUUCCAACAUGGUCAUUAUGCUUAUUGGAAAUAAAAGUGACUUAGAGUCUAGAAGAGAAGUGAAAAAAGAAGAAGGUGAAGCAUUUGCACGAGAGCAUGGACUUAUUUUUAUGGAGACAUCUGCCAAAACUGCUUCUAAUGUCGAGGAGGCAUUUAUUAAUACAGCAAAAGAAAUCUAUGAGAAAAUCCAAGAAGGAGUCUUUGAUAUUAAUAAUGAGAUCUCAGGAACACCAGUGCCAUCAACAAAGGAUCCAAUUAUAUGUAUUGCUGUAAAGAACGUGUACAGUUCGCCAGGACAUAGACUCCACCGUCCACAAAGAUCAUCACAGGAUGUUGUUCGCUGUUGAACAGGCCUGUAAAGGACCAUGUCUAAUGUCAUGACACAUUUGAUUCAGUUAUGCAGAUAUAUUUGUUCAUGUGUUCCAGCUGCAUAAAGAAUGUUAACUGAGCAAUCAGUGGGGUUAGCAGGUAUGAUUGGGAGGAUGCAUACAUGCGUCUUUUGCUCUGGCACCAUUUAUAAUGUUGUAUUAAAAGCUGACCAUGUUGGAGAAUGUACCUUUCUCCUGAAAUGUUGUAGUAUGCUGUGUCCUGGGUUUCCAACUCAUUUGAGGGUGUGUUCUAUCUCUUCAACUGAAACCAUACUCAAUGAUUUUUUUGCCUCUGAAGUACAUCUGACUUGCAUAAACCAAGUGAGGGCAAGGUUAGCGAAUGUAGAAAAGCUCUACUGUAGUCUAUUUAACUGCUACUUCAUUGAAAACUGGACUUCUUGGCUUCAGAAUUUUUGAAUCUUGAUAGGAAAAUGAGUAAGUUAUGAAGUUUGUAAGCUCCUUCAAGGACCCAGUUUUUUGCUGGUCCAGAUAGCUCUUGAGGAAGGGACUGACCCCAUUAAUUCACUUCUAAUAGCAGACCAUCACAUUGGCAUAAAUGGUACCUUUGCCACAUGGAACUGAAUGAAGAAUUGUGUUUUCCACCAGACCCUGUCUAGGAUAGUUUUAUAUUUAGUGCUGUUGAGAACUUGGACUUCCUUGAAGAUACAGCAGAUGGCAAAGAACCUCAUUUUCAAUUGCAGUCUCCAGAUGGAGUACUCUGUUUUGGAAUGAAUUGGUAAACCAACAGCUACUUGUAUGUAAUCUACCACUAUGUGUCUCUCAGUUGUCAUGCAUGUGUUGGAAACCUGCCUUUCACUCAAACACACGCACAUGAGGCUUGUGCUAUGCUUGCUUAUUAAUAUACUUGUUCUGAAGUCAUUUAAACUACUGAUGCACUUCUUUAAAGAGGUAGAACAGGUCACACAGUAUUUUUUUUUUUUUUUUUAGAUUUGUCAUCCAUUAUGGAUCCCUGAAAUUCCCAUAUACUCCAGGACAGAAUAGUUUUCCAUAUAAAUUUAGCAGCUGCAAACAGUCUUCAUGUUACUAUUAACAUCAGUGCUUUCUUCUGCUUUUGGUAUCCUUAAAAGCUGCAAAAUGUUGUGGUGCUAUGAUGCAUUUAUGCAGAUAUGAUUGAAAAAGCUACAUUCAUAUCCCACAGUCCAUCUUCAAUAAGUUUCUUAAGAGCCUUUCUGCUAAGCAUUUGUUCCUCUUCAAUCCCUUCAAAGCACACUGUACGUAGUUCUGCGUUGGCCAUCACCACCACUUUCCCAUCCACUAGAGCGCUUUUGAGGCAAUUCGUGAACUCUAGCUGAGUCGCACAGUUUGCAGUAGUAAAAUCAGUAUUGGUUUCUGUUGCUUUGCCCUUUUGACAUAACACAUUAUAUAUGUUACUGGUGUAAGGCUUGGUGUAGCACAUUAAUACAUUUCUGGUGUAGGAUGUGAUAUGCAAUGUCAUGUACAUGGGUGUCUUUUGGGUCAGUGUACCCACUUUACUUUCCCUGCAGUGCUUUUGCUAAAAGUGACUGCUUCAUGUAGUUUCUCACCUGCUGAAACGUGCUUAAUUGAUGCCUUUGAUCUUUCUGCUUACUGCAAAAGAAGCAGUUGUUCUUCUCAAAAUGUACGUCUUGGGACCUACUAUUAGGUGUCUCGCCCAUAGCUGGCACUUGUCCCAGAAUCCUCAACUUUUUCCUGUUGCUCAACGUACUUCCUCUCCAACAUUGUCAGAUUCAGUUUAUGGGUGUACUUCUUAUAGCAUGUAAGGUGCCACCGAGCAUCGUGUUUAACUAAGUCCUCUACAGUGGUAUUCUCCAAAGAGUCAGCUACUCUUCGUCUCCCAAUUGAUGCCUAAAAAUUAUCAA